UUCUUAACAGUAAUUUGAUUAUUAUUACUGAUAUCAACUGCAGAAAGAAGAAGAAUUACAAUUGAGGCACUUCGAGAGGCACUCACUCUCCAAAACCCAAGUCCCGAUUCUAAAAUCUGUCUGCCUUCUUAUUUCUCCCUCCCUACUAUUUAUACUACUUAUGGGUCAGCCCAAUAUUAACUAAUACCUAGCCCAGAACCCUUUACUACAACAUCACAAUUAUUUAUUAUACUUCUAUUAUUAUUAGCAUUAUUAUACUAAUGGGUCCCUAUCAUAUCUCCCCCCUUGAAAAACCACCUUGUCCUCAAGGUGGGCGAUAGGAACCGGCCUGGACUUUCAGCUGAAUCUUCAUCCUUGCGCCUCUCCCCUCCCAGUACAAGACCGAUUGUUGGACUGAGUUCUUGUUGGACUGAGUUCUUCCCUGCUGGAAUCUUCUUCCUUACUUCCUCCAGUAAUAGCCUCAAUAGAUUCCCUAUCUUCAGAGCAUCAGCACCACUCAGAUGGCUUUGUUCAUGUUGGCAUUGAGUGUUACCCAUCUGCCCCAUCAUCCGCUGGUCAACCUUCCCAUUGCUAACAACUCUUGCUUCAGGAUAUGACUCAAGCUCUUGGAUUUCAGUUGCUACACUCCUUGAAGUUGUAGUAUCUGAUAUGAAGUAUUCCCUGGGACUGAUAAUAACAACAGAAACAUCAAUUAACUGAUCAACAACAAGAAGGGCAGAGUCCAUUUCAGAUUUAUUCAAGGAAGCUUUCCAAUAGAAAUCCUGUAAUCCAGACUUGAUAGGUGCAAACCAUGACAUGAAUGGUGCAGAGCCUGUUGCUGUUUCGAAUAUGGAUAACAUUCUGGCAUAAGGAAAGUCUGCAAUAUACUCUUUACCUUUUGGACAGCCUGUAUCUUGUUUCUUAUCAACUGUAUUCUUCUUGUCAGUAAAUACCAUCUGAAACUGAUAGGCACAGACUAAACCUCCAUCCGGAACAGAUAUACAGACCUCUGGCUUUUCCCUACCAUUUUCCUUUUCCAUUUGCAUCAGACUUCCUUCACAAUAUACAACGUACCCAUCUCCAUUAUCUUGUGUAAUUUGUGCGAAGGUCUUCAAUGAAACUUCCUCUGAACCUAGUUUGAGAUCUCCCUGAACUGAAUGCUUGACCCCUGAACUCUGCCAUUUGACAGUUUGUUUCUGAAAGUUUAUCUCAACAUCACCCAGGCUGGUUAGCCAUUCCAUUCCCAAUACAAGAUCAGUUCCUCCUAAGUUUAAAAUGUAGAAAUCCUGUUGUAUAUCUGUAUCUGGCAAACUCAGUAUCACCUCUUCACAUCUUCUGUCAUUAGCUAUCUUUUCUCCAUUGCCAAGCUGUACCUUAUACCCUGAAAUGGUCCUGAAAGGUAGCUCCAGUUCUUCCACCAAUUUCAGAGAAAUGAAAUUAUGUGUGGCUCCGUUAUCUAUCAACACUUCCACCUGUUUUUCUCCCAGCUUCCAUUUCAGCACCCCCUUAACCUUAAAGGCUCGCAUGCUGGGUUUGCCCUCUCUGCUCAUAAAAGAUAAUUGCAUGGAUUUAGACUCCAGCACCACUUCUUCUUCUGGAUCUUCAGGUUCUUCCCCAUCUGUUUCUUCGUCAGCAUCUGAGUCUUCAACUAACAUCAACUUGUAGUGCCUCAGUUUGCAGGUAUGCUCUUUAUUCCACUUUUCUCCACACUUGAAACACAGCCCCUUCCUGCUUCUCUCUUGAAAUUCUUCUUGGGAUAAUUGUGGUGCUACCUUCCUGAUCCCUGAAGUCUGCAUAUCUGUGACCUUCUUCCCCAUUUUCUCAAACCAGGAAUUGAAAUUUCUAUUAUCACCAGCACCUUUUCCUUGAUUAUUGAAUUCAGAGUUACCAUAUCUGGCCUUAUAACCUUCUCCCCAGUUCUGAGAUUUGCUAGGUAUCGGUCCCUUAUCUUUACCCCACAUUUUUUCAUCCUCCUGCUUCUUCAAAUUUGUAGCGACAUUCUUUCUUUCAAUCAACACUGCUGUCUCCAUAACUUCAGCUAGAGUUAUAGGUUUAUAUAGUUUCAAUUCAGCCUUCACUUCCUCCUUCAACCCAGUGAUAAAAAUUCCUCUCAGCAUUUCCCUGUCCACGUUCUUCUGGGGUGCUAUAGUCAGCUCAAAUUCAUCCCUAUAGUCACUUACAGUACCAGUUUGUUUCAAACUCAACAUAGGUUCAAAAGGAUUCUGCAGCAACUCCGGUUGAAACCUGCGUAUGACAGCCUCCUUCAAAGCUUCCCAGUUAAGAGCUCGUUCUUCCAUGGCUAAUAUAGACACUUCCAGUUUAUCUCCUUCAGCAAUUUGAUUCAACCUAAAGUACCUCUCCAUACGUAUCAACCAGGUAUAAGCCCCGUUUCCAUUAAAUAGUGGCAGAUCCACCUUACGAGCAUACUGAAUAUGAAAACGGGGGUGAUCAUCACCAGGCCUAUGCUCCCGAGGAUUAGAGUUUAUUGAGUUACCUCUAGACGCAAUAGGAGUGUGUGAUGAGCGCGAGUAUCGGCGAUGUUGAGAUCGCGACCGGUUGGGUGAUGAUCGCGAGUGUCGUCGAAGUUGAGAUCGCGACCUUUCUCUGUCGCGUAAUUCCUCCCUUAUGCUAUUGAUGGCAACCAUCAUCGCUUCAAUUCUCCCAUCCAUUCGCGUCAAGUUUUCCUCCAUCGCGAUCCGACUGUGUUCCACCUCUUCCAUUCGUUUUUCCAUCUUUGCUCGCGUCCGAACCAUCCACAGCUUGGAACGACGGAAGUCAGUUGCAGCAGCGAUAAUUUCCGCUACCAGAAACGAUCGCUCUGAUACCAAUGAUAGGAUCUCAGAUUUCUUAACAGUAAUUUGAUUAUUAUUACUGAUAUCAACUGCAUAAAGAAUAAGAAUUACAAUUGAGGCACUUCGAGAGGCACUCACUCUCCAAAACCCAAGUCCCGAUUCUAAAAUCUGUCUGCCUUCUUAUUUCUCCCUCCCUACUAUUUAUACUACUUAUGGGUCAGCCCAAUAUUAACUAAUACCUAGCCCAGGACCCUUUACUACAACAUCACAAUUAUUUAUUAUACUUCUAUUAUUAUUAGCAUUAUUAUACUAAUGGGUCCCUAUCAAUGAGAUCAGAGGAUACAUCAAGAUGAAGAAGGUAGGGGAUGAGAUUCCUUUUCGCUACUGCCCUCGUGAUAGCUCUACCUCCCGUCGAUGAUUGUUGUAGGUUUAUCACGUGUAGGUUUAUCGCCAGACUUUAUGCGAUGAAAUAUUUGAAAGCAGAAGUCUGGGUUAAAGAAGGCCGUCCUUACACAAGCAUACGUAAUAAUGCUAGUGUCAAAAUUAAGUUGAGCGAAUAAGUCAUAAAACGUAGAGCGAAUAAGACACAUUUAAAUAAAGUCGUAAGUAAACAACACUAUAUAGUUAAAUGAUUAAGUUGCAGUUCUCAUUAAGUUCAUUAAGUUGUAAGUAUAACAUGUCCUAUGUAUGAUUAUGAAUUCAUUUCUAAAAACUAAAUUUUAAGAGUGUGAUCGAACACAUAUAUAUAUUUGAUGAAAGUAUGAAAGUUAUAUGAAAAUACUACACAUAUAAUGGAGAAUUUUGAAAGUCAAAGGGGCUGGUCGCCUGAAUCCUUGUUGACUAAGUAAUAUAACCAUGUUCUUUCAAAAUGUAACUAGACAUCAAUCAAUAUAAUUGUCCAUCUGUGAUCAAUGAAAAAGCUAGAUCAUCAUGUAUACUACUCUUGCAUGCACAUAUACAAUUUCUUUUUGACAUAGAUAAAUGGGAGAUUGUCCUAAUAUAAAUAGGAGUAAAAAGGAUUUGUAAUUCUAAAAUAGGACUACCAUAUAUGUUUGUAUUGUCAAAAUAUGAGUAAUUAUUGUCAUGUUUUGACAGAAUUAGACUUUAAACAUGACAAUAUUUUUAAACUUGGCAGUAAUUACUCGUAUUUAGGGAAUAAAAACAUGAUAGUCAUAUUUUGGAAUUCAACAACUAACUUUGCAUGCAGCAUGGUUAAAUUAAUACGGAGUACCUGAUAUGCAUGCAUGCUGAGCCUUGAAGCAGCUAGCAAUUAAAUACGGACUCGUGAGAAUUAUUUUAUCGGAUUAACAUUUUGUGAUGACUACUGUUGCAUGUGCAUUGGUGAUGGAUCGAUCAGGAGUUACAUGGAAAUGGAGAAAGAGUUGAAGAUAUAUGUGUAUGAAGAAGGGGAGCCGCCGGUUUUUCACAACGGGCCUUGCAAAAGUAUAUAUGCAAUGGAAGGAAAUUUCAUUUACCAGAUGGAGAGUAGCCCAUUUCGGACAAGAGAUCCAGACAAGGCACACAUUUACUUCCUCCCGCUAAGUGUCACAGCUAUUGUCCACUUUAUCUACGACAGAACAUCACGCAGUAGGGAGCACUGGCUUCCCAUGAAACGAACCCUCAGCGACUACAUUCAUCUCCUAGCCAGCAAAUAUCCUUACUGGAAUAGAAGCUCAGGAGCUGAUCAUUUCAUGCUCGCAUGCCAUGAUUGGGGUCCUGAAAUCUCAAAGGCCAUUCCCGAGUUGUUUCAAAACUCAAUCCGAGGUCUAUGCAACGCCAACACUUCGGAAGGAUUUCGCCCUUGGAAAGACGUGUCGAUCCCAGAGAUCCUUCUGCCAGGAGGUACAAUGCACGGCCUAAUAGGUGGUCCCUCCCCAUCACGCCGCUCAAUUCUGGCCUUCUUUGCGGGAGGGCUUCACGGUCCAAUAAGGCCAAAAAUCCUAGAGCAUUGGGAGAACAAAGACGAAGACAUUCAAGUUCACAGGUACCUGCCCAAGGGCGUUUCGUACUAUGGGAUGCUAAGAAAGAGCAAGUUCUGCAUCUGCCCCAGCGGGUACGAGGUCGCAAGUCCCAGAAUGGUGGAGGCCCUUUACACCGGUUGUGUCCCUGUGCUCAUUAAGGACCACUAUGUUGCACCCUUUGCUGACGUCCUCAACUGGAAGGCGUUUUCGGUUCAUGUCCGAGUGGAGGACAUCCCAAACUUGAAGCAGAUUCUCGAGGGGAUCUCACAGCCUCAGUAUAUAAGGUUGCAGAGAAGGGGGAGAUUGGCGAGACGGCAUUUUGAGGUCAACCAUCCUCCCAAGAGGUAUGACGUUUUCCACAUGAUUCUUCAUUCCGCAUGGCUUAGAAGACUGAAUGUCAGGCUUCGGCCUGCACCUCAACACGUGUGAUCCAUCCACGACUGCUUACCCAAGCUUGCCUAUGCUCCAUCCCAACUGCAACAUGUCUACCUAGCAACUACAUCUGUACGUUUAAUUUGGACAACUCAUGCAUGCCGCAAGGAUUUAAAUUAUUUUGUUUUGUUAAAAGAAACAAACAACUACUUAGCUAGCUUCAUUCUGUUGUGUGUACAUACCAUGUAUGCUGAAUGAACGUUGUUGACAAGUGAAUAGAUCCAAGCCCCAUUUAACUUAGUUUUGAGUAUAGUGUACUACGUAAUAUAUAAAUAUCAAGUGUUAUGUGCAAAUCA
Messenger RNA from Cuscuta epithymum, 5460 nucleotides. NCBI's taxonomy places the organism in Eukaryota, Viridiplantae, Streptophyta, Magnoliopsida, Solanales, Convolvulaceae. The record is from the annotation of a GenBank genome assembly.